This is a messenger RNA of Aspergillus candidus, 1011 nucleotides long. RefSeq names its product Mrp/NBP35 family ATP-binding protein. Gene Ontology annotation, biological process: mitochondrial respiratory chain complex I assembly; iron-sulfur cluster assembly. Bases 8 to 988 code for a protein of 326 amino acids. Gene Ontology annotation, molecular function: 4 iron, 4 sulfur cluster binding; ATP binding; ATP-dependent FeS chaperone activity. Lineage: Eukaryota; Fungi; Ascomycota; Eurotiomycetes; Eurotiales; Aspergillaceae. The record is from RefSeq and is a predicted model, not a curated record. Gene Ontology annotation, cellular component: mitochondrion. The transcript has 4 exons.
GCCGGCAAUGGGAUGGAGAAGAUGCUUCUCCACUUUUCGGGCUCUUCAACAUGAGAAUCCACUGGGUCUGCCGCGCUCCGGUACUCCGCCGCCAUUUCCGCGCCGUCGGGGUCUGCCCGAGAAGCGCAAGAUUCGUGAUGUGAAGAAGGUCAUUGCGGUGUCCUCAGCCAAAGGUGGUGUGGGGAAGUCGACCAUUGCGGUGAACUUAGCCUUGUCCUUCGCCCGGCGAGGAAUCCGUACCGGCAUCCUGGACACCGAUAUCUUCGGCCCGUCCAUUCCCACUCUCCUCAACCUCUCGGGGGAACCACGUCUCGAUGAUAAUAACUGCCUCCUCCCGUUGACAAACUACGGCCUCAAGUCCAUGUCAAUGGGCUACCUCCUCCCCCAACUCCAACCGCAACCAACCGACCCCUCGGGUAACAUCCCAAUGGACCCCACCCCAAUCUCCUGGCGUGGUUUGAUGGUCACAAAGGCGAUGCACCAGCUGCUCCAUUCCGUGUCCUGGGGACCGUUGGAUGUGCUAUUUCUCGACCUCCCACCCGGCACCGGCGACGUGCAGUUAACGAUCAACCAGGAGGUUAUCGUGGACGGAUCAGUGAUUGUGACAACUCCCCAGGACAUUGCGCUGCGGGAUGCCGUGCGUGGCUUUGGCAUGUUCCAGCGCAUGGAUGUGCCGGUCCUGGGAAUGGUGCGGAACAUGGCGUACUUCGCCUGCCCCCAGUGCGGCCAUCAAACCAAGAUCUUCUCUCACGGAGAUUCGUCCGACGGCCACUCGCAUGGAGAUCAGAAUUGGGGCGUGGUUGCCGAAUGCAAGCGGUUGGGAGUGGACUUUUUAGGUGACAUCCCCCUCGACGCACAAGUAUGCGAGGACGCAGAUCGGGGGGUGCCAACUGUCGUCUCGGAAGAGAGAGACGACCGGAGUGCACGGCGAGAAGCCUUUCUUCACGUUGCUCAGAGAGUAGCGGAGAAGAUUGGUGUGCCAUGGUAAUUUAUCCGUGCCAUGUAUUACUG